Messenger RNA from Monoraphidium neglectum, 1317 nucleotides. RefSeq lists its product as hypothetical. The record is from RefSeq and is a predicted model, not a curated record. Gene Ontology annotation, biological process: peptidyl-lysine monomethylation. The coding region runs from base 1 to 1317 and encodes 438 amino acids. The transcript is spliced from 5 exons. Lineage: Eukaryota; Viridiplantae; Chlorophyta; Chlorophyceae; Sphaeropleales; Selenastraceae. Gene Ontology annotation, molecular function: protein-lysine N-methyltransferase activity; protein binding.
AUGGUGACGAGCAAGGCCGUACAGCAGGGCGCCCCGCUGCUGGCCGUGCCGCGGUCGCUGCUGAUUAGCGCGGACACGGCGCGUGCUAGCCCGCUGUGCGGCCCCCUGCUGGAGCGCAGCGAUCUUGACGACUGGCAGGCCCUUAUCCUCCACUUGCUCUGCGAGUGCGCGGACCCCUCCAGCGCGUGGACACCAUACCUGGCGCUGCUCAGGGCGGCCGACAUGUCGCGCCACCCACUGCUGUGGGGGGACGAGCAGCGCGCCUGGCUCGAGGGCAGCCCAAUGGCGCGCCUGCUGCAAUCGCGACGCGCACAGGUGGAGGGCGACACGGCAGCGCUGGUGGCGGCAGGCGCCAACGAGCUGCCCAUAGCAGGGUCGCUGCCGCAGCCCCUUGUGACACCUGGCAGCGUGGGGUGGGCGGCCGCGGUGCUGCUGAGCCGCGCGUUCAGCCUUUACCUGGCGCCAGAACCAGACCACUCCAUUCUGCCGAUGGAAGAUUUCGGCAGCUGGGACCGUGCCGGCCAGGAUGUGCUGGCUCUGGUGCCGUGGGCUGACAUGCUGCAGCACAGCAGCGAAUCAGGUGACGCCUCCGUACUGCAGUACGACGUCGAGACAGACACGGCGUUCCUGUGCGCCCACCGCGACUACUCUCCCGAUGACGAGGUGUUCGAUAGCUAUGGCCCAGGCUUGUCCCCCUGCGACCUGCUGAUGGACUAUGGAUUUGUGGACCCAGCCAACACCAAUGCCAGGUACGACGCCCUCCCUGCCGACAUCGCGGGCCCGCGCGGUCCCCGAAAUCGUGCGCUGCUGGCGGCCAUGGACCGCCUGCAAGGCACGGGGGCGCUGCUUGCACUUGGGCCGUCGGGCCCCGAUGUGACGGGCCUCACGCUGCUGCGUGCAUCGCUGGCCGGGGAGGCAGAGCUUGUCAAGGCCGGGUGGCGCAUCAGGUCGGGGCCAAACGACCUGGCCUUGGCUGCGCGUGUGCUGGGACGGCUGUCCCAGCCGGAGGCGGCAGCAACAGAGGCUGCAGUGCUGGCAGCGCUGGCGGUCUUUUGCGCCAAGGCGUUAGCGGCCUACCCAAGCAGCCUCUCAGCAGACGAGGAGGAGGCAGCACGCGUCCUCGCCGAGCUGCCUGGCGCACCCCGGGGCCGCCGACGCGAUCUGGACCUGCGGCUGCAGGUGCUGCGCGCUCUGAUCUCUGAGAAGAGCGCGCUGACGGGGACCUCCGUCGCUGUUGCAGAAUGGCAGGCGCGGCUGCAAGGCGGCUGCCCUCCUUCAGAGCUUUAUGAUAACGGGUCUGAUGAUGAGGAUGAAUGA